Molecule: messenger RNA, 2800 nt
Organism: Rhinopithecus roxellana (golden snub-nosed monkey)
Lineage: Eukaryota; Metazoa; Chordata; Mammalia; Primates; Cercopithecidae
Gene: GPS1
Product: G protein pathway suppressor 1
Exons: 12
Coding region: 936-2783 (615 amino acids)
Cellular component (GO): COP9 signalosome
Source: RefSeq, a predicted model, not a curated record
GCACGCCGCGGCGGGGUGGGUGCAAGAUGCCGCUGCCGGUUCAGGUGUUUAACUUGCAGCAGUAGGUCAGACCUCCUCCUGCCCGGUACGGCCGGGGACUUCAGCCUGAGCGCCAGCCUGUCGGCCUGUACGCUGCUCUACGAGGUACCUUCCAGGACAGGGACCCCCGAGCGAGGGAGGGGGGAGCAGGGCCCCGGCCGCCCCUGCUGUGGCUGGGCCCCUGCUGCUCUGCCGGCCGAGGACAGGGACGCAGUUCCAAGCGCAGGAGGGGAGGGUGCCCCGGUGGGCCCGGGGCCUGCGGAGGGAGCCGAGCUCUUGGUGCUUUUCCCGAAGGAGCGCGGGAGGCCCACGGGUCCGGCGGGUGCUCGGCAUGGCGGCUUUUCCAGCCUGCUUUAAGCCGAGGUCCUGGCUCCUCUGUUCUCCCAGCUGGGGGCCGUGGGGCUCCCUGAGAUGACUCUUUUCCCCUUCUCCCAACCCUGUGGCGUGAUUCUCAGCCCAGUAUUGCUGCUCCGGACAGAUUCCGGGGGCUGGUCCUCCUGCCUCCUGGGGUUGAGGUGGCGUCCCGUUCUUCUCCGUGGCUUGGAGGAAACUGCAUCAGGAUGGUGGCUGGGAACGUGUAGGGGCCUUCAGGGGUCCCUGUGUAGUUGGUUGUCCCGUGUCUGCUUUCUGGCUUUCAGAGACGAGUGGCUAGAAUCAGGCGAGGGGUUUCUGCUUCUGAGCCUUAGAGUCUUGUGAGGAGACCCCUCCCUGAUGUGGUAGCACAGGAGCCUGGCUGGGGGCGAGGGUGACUGGGAGGGCACGCCUGGGGGACAGCAACGGCGGGAGUGUGGUCCGAUUGGCCUGGAAGAUCUCGGGCGGAGCUGACCUCAGAGAAGAGUGCGGGUCUCUCGCCCUCCUGGGGCAGUCCCCAGGACGAGGUGCCAGGUGCCUGGCCCAUGUUGCAGGGGGCUGUGGAGCCCAUGCAGAUCGACGUGGACCCCCAGGAAGACCCGCAGAAUGCACCCGACGUCAACUAUGUGGUGGAGAACCCCAGCCUGGAUCUGGAGCAGUACGCAGCGAGUUACAGCGGCCUGAUGCGCAUCGAACGGCUGCAGUUCAUUGCUGAUCACUGCCCUACGCUGCGGGUGGAGGCCCUGAAGAUGGCCCUCUCCUUCGUGCAGAGAACCUUUAAUGUGGACAUGUAUGAGGAGAUCCACCGCAAGCUCUCAGAGGCCACCAGGUCCUCUCUCAGGGAGCUGCAGAACGCACCCGACGCCAUCCCUGAGAGCGGCGUGGAGCCCCCACCCCUGGACACGGCCUGGGUGGAGGCCACGCGGAAGAAGGCCCUGCUGAAGCUGGAGAAGCUGGACACGGACCUGAAGAACUACAAAGGCAACUCCAUCAAGGAGAGCAUCCGGCGCGGCCACGACGACCUGGGCGACCACUACCUGGACUGCGGGGACCUCAGCAACGCCCUCAAGUGCUACUCCCGGGCCCGGGACUACUGCACCAGCGCCAAGCACGUCAUCAACAUGUGCCUCAACGUCAUCAAGGUCAGCGUCUACUUACAGAAUUGGUCUCAUGUGCUCAGCUAUGUCAGCAAGGCUGAGUCUACCCCGGAGAUUGCUGAGCAGCGAGGAGAGCGUGACAGCCAGACUCAGGCCAUCCUCACCAAGCUCAAGUGUGCCGCAGGUUUGGCGGAGCUGGCCGCCAGGAAGUACAAGCAGGCUGCCAAGUGCCUCCUGCUGGCUUCCUUUGAUCACUGCGACUUCCCUGAGCUGCUGUCCCCCAGCAAUGUGGCCAUCUACGGUGGCCUGUGCGCCUUGGCUACCUUUGACCGGCAGGAGCUGCAGCGCAAUGUCAUCUCCAGUAGCUCCUUCAAGUUGUUCUUGGAGCUGGAGCCGCAGGUCCGAGACAUCAUCUUCAAAUUCUACGAGUCCAAGUACGCCUCAUGCCUCAAGAUGCUGGACGAGAUGAAGGACAACCUGCUCCUGGACAUGUAUUUGGCUCCCCACGUCAGGACCCUGUACACCCAGAUUCGCAACCGUGCCCUCAUCCAGUAUUUCAGCCCCUACGUGUCGGCCGACAUGCAUAGGAUGGCGGCGGCUUUCAACACCACAGUGGCUGCCCUGGAGGACGAGCUGACGCAGCUAAUCCUGGAGGGGCUGAUCAGUGCCCGCGUGGACUCGCACAGCAAGAUCCUCUACGCCCGGGACGUGGACCAGCGCAGCACCACCUUUGAGAAGUCCCUGCUGAUGGGUAAGGAGUUCCAGCGCCGCGCCAAGGCCAUGAUGCUACGGGCAGCUGUGCUCCGCAACCAGAUCCACGUCAAGGUGGGCAGGCGCCAGAGUGGGCGGGUGCACGGCGUGUGGGGCCUGGUGGCUGAACUGCUUCUUGUCUCCCCUGCAGUCUCCACCCAGAGAAGGGAGCCAGGGGGAGCUGACUCCAGCCAACAGCCAGUCUCGGAUGAGCACCAACAUGUGAGGGGUGGACCUUGGCCUCCAGGACAUCUGCACCCCCUCCCCAUCUCCACGGACCUCCUGACCUCCAGGCGGCUCAGUGCUGCCUGCAACCCGGCUAAGAGGCCUGGCCACUGGGUGCCCCAGCCUGCAUGCCCUUGCUGGGGCUGGGGAGGCAGGCGGCUGCUAGUUGUGGCCCUUCUGGAAGGAGGACUGCAGGGCUCGACCCUGUGGGUUUCCGUCCCCAGGGAGCAGACUGCGGCACCCAGGCCCAGCGGCACCAGUUCCCAGACCCCUCCCGUUCCCGCCUCUGUCAGGUGCAGACAAGUGGGCGGUACCCAUUAAAGAGCAGACUGAGCAUU